UUUUGUUCAGUGCGUGUGUCGAGUAAGAAGUCGUCUCCUUCCGAGUGUCUCUCUCCUUGUGACACCGUCACCAACACCGAAUAUUAGCUCGAAGUGACGGCCAAAGCUGCGCUUUCGCGAAAAAGAAACUAUUCGGUAAAGCUAAAACCACAACAAAACAGACUUCAAAAAUGGCACUGCCGGAAGAGAACCCCGUCUACUCGCCCUUCUUCGGAGUUAUGGGCGCAGCAGCUGCUAUCAUUUUCAGCGCCCUCGGCGCUGCCUAUGGUACGGCCAAGUCCGGUACCGGUAUUGCCGCCAUGUCGGUGAUGCGUCCGGAACUGAUCAUGAAGUCCAUCAUUCCCGUUGUCAUGGCGGGUAUCAUUGCCAUCUACGGUUUGGUCGUUGCUGUCCUCAUUGCCGGAUCCCUGGAUGAACCAGCGAACUAUACACUGUACAAGGGCUUCAUUCAUCUCGGCGCUGGUCUCUCGGUCGGUUUCUCAGGCUUGGCCGCUGGCUUUGCUAUCGGUAUCGUCGGUGAUGCCGGUGUCCGUGGUACCGCUCAGCAGCCCCGACUAUUCGUCGGUAUGAUUCUGAUCCUCAUUUUCGCUGAAGUGUUGGGUCUGUACGGUUUGAUCGUCGCCAUCUACUUGUACACGAAAUAAAUUAGCAACGAUGCUGCUAAUUCGCGCCUGGAGGAAGAAGGUGCUUUUGGGAAUGGAUGUGUUGCAGUGGCAGACCAGAGCCCGUAUCAAUCAAGUUGGAUAGUGCAAUGGCAGAAGAGUAAUAGUAUGAAAUGCAAGAACAUCAUCACCAUUAUCAUCGUCGACAGACUUCGAUUGUGCAACAACAUUUGCUUUUUGCUACCACCAAAAUGCAAUAUAGCGUUGCCUGCUGCAUCCUUCCUAGGAACGCCUUUCCACCACCAUCAGAACAACAUCCUGAAGGGCGCGCGACACAUUGCAUAGAGAAAGGAGAAAAACAAAAUAGUUGAGUUCCAGCCCGCGCUUUCGUCCGGUAUGUUAAGUGCUGUUGAAACGCUGCAAUUGUAUCGCGAGUGAUAACCAGUUACUAACGCCGGCCGCAGCGACUACGAACAGCUGCUGGACAUACUUCCUAUACAACAACAAUUUACAUUCUAGGGUAAACAGCAGAAGGAAAAGGUAAAAUGUGACAACCCGAUUACAAAACGCUUCCUCAAGCAAGGUAGAGUAAGGUUAGGGAUUGCAUCAACCAACAACCUUUGCAUCGUGAUCUUCUCUUUCCCUGUUUGUGAGCGAAGUAUUAAGCUUCAAUAAUGUAACUCAUUUCUAUCCGAGUGCGCUGUUGUUCUGAUACAUUGUCCAUUGAUUAGUCGCACGCUGUUGGUUGUAAAGCAGAGGGCGCAUGAAUACUGAGAUCAACUUCCGGAACUAAAACAAAAGACUAUUUGUAUUUAUGUAAAAUAAUGUGUAUUUAAUUGUAAUCUUAAUUUAUGUACAUGUAAAUUUCUCCAUACUGAACACACUCUCACCUCAACUCCCCACAGAAACACAGACGCGCGAGUGCACUUUCAUACACAUACACAAACACACACCAGCGUACUUAGGGCAUAGGAUGCACAGGGAAUCUACAGAUUAGGAAAAAUGUAGGCAACAAAAAGGAACCCAGUAGGUUCGAAAGGGAUUGCAUCUCUGCUAUUGUUUUCCAUUUUGUUUCGCUCGCUCCUGUACGAUUUUUCCAAUGUCUCGCUGUGUUUGAAGAACAGCUUUGGCGCAUCAGUUUAGAUGCGGCGUGUCGUCGGCGUGGGUUGGUGUACUGUGUUUGUCAGGUGGUGUCGCAAAGAAGGAACGUUUUUUGAAGUCUGUGAUAAAAGCUUCCAUCACGAACCAUCACACAAGAACAUCAUUACAACGGUAGACGAGAAAAAAAAUGAAAAUCAAGAAGAUACACAUUUAAAAAAAUAACAAUUGAAAAUACAGUCUUUUCCCUUUCUUUAUGGUUCUCAUCAUCAAACGUACUAACAGUUUGUGUGCUAAAAUGGAUCUGUGAAACGGUUUGGCGUACUGUCGCGUGCAGUUCAUUGCGUCUGGGGUCCAAUUCGUUUGUGGAGAGAUUUUGCGUUAGCGUUCCGUAAAGAUGUAAAGGGAAAGAUCGAGAAGUUCGUCACAAGAUCCAAGAGUUUCCGUUUCAACAUCAAGACCAUCUAAGAACAGUGACAGCAGCAGUAUCAAUUGUAGCAGUGGAAGAUACAAGAGUAUUAGAAAGUUUUUUGUUUUAUGUUUCCGGAAUUCGUGCAAGGCCCGUUAGCUGUGUGCAAAUCAUGAGGCACAUGGAUGAGAGAGAAGGAGAAGAAGCGUAUUAUUGGGUUUAUUAUUAGGGUAUCACGACCUAUAACGACUAAACGAAACAAAAUGAAACAAACAUCCUAAACACACGCAAAAGGGAGCUAUACACACGUAAAUCUUUGGAAGAGCGAUGGACCAGCAACAACUUUAACAUCUCUAACCUCGCCAAAGUUUUAAAACUGAAAACAAAAGGAAGGGAAAUAACAACAUGCGAUAGAGAUAUAUAAGCGUAGUAAUAUCGAUCAAAUUAUCAUCAUCUUAGGGGAAACAACAGAAAACAACAACAUCGCGAGACGAUUUCGAUAUAAGCUAGGGAAGAAAUUGAAAUUCAGCGUUACAAGUAGUGGAAUGAUCCGAAAAGGCAACACAGGAAAAAGUAGAACAACAUCCAUACUUAAACCUUGCCUUAUACUUGAAUUGAAAACUUACAGUUCACUGUAUGGUGCAGCCAAAAUGGGACACAAAAGUAGGGCUGUUUUGUAUAUAGAUGGAGUCAAUUCAUUCAAUUCAAAGAAUUCCUCCAUCGAUUAGCUUGUGGAAGGCUAGGCAAUUGCAUAAGAUCAGCAUUACCUAUAAAAAAACAUCAAGGAAAGAGAGAAGACACACAUCUGUCCAUGAGAUACAAACCAUCUAUAUCUCAUGGUAACAACAUAGAAAGGAAGAGACAACACAAGAAGUAGAGUAGAGUGCGCUGAAUUUUUCCGUGGAAUUAUGUAGCGUACGUAACAUUCGGUCACAAUUUCCAUCAAUCCAAUAGAAACUGUGUAUUUUGUACAUAAACAGGACGUGAUCGAUUCCGGAAAAUAAGAUCGAAGACCAUUGCCGGAAAAAAGGACACACACACACACACCGAUACAAAACGAUGAAAAUGCUAUUUGUCUGCGGUAAGCAGGCAAGCAAUUCGCGCACACGCUUCGACAACCAACAUCCUUUGUCGAAAUAAUCACCACCACUGUUCCACCAACCAGAAGCGUGUAGUGCGUAGGUUGAAAACGAACGCACGGACGACCACUGCCGUAAAAGGGACUCCGUUCGGUUAUGAAAAUGUUGGCAACGUGUUUUCCUUCGAAGGAUGUUCCCGGACACCACUGUUCGAAACCACAUCAUUCCAUUGACGGUGCAGCUGUGCGUGUUGUGCUGAUUCCGAUUAUGUAACACUUCCGCGCGUCUAGAUGCUGAGACGAACGGAAUAUGAUACUAAUUGAGUCAGACUCGGGAUCAAAAAUUUCGUGAGGAGGGAAUUUUCCCAACGUUUUUCGACAAGGAAAUAUUUCCUUUGUUUGCGUUCGUUUCGUCGCACGAACGCUGGAUGGAAAUUAGUUAAUUGUUAUUAGUUAAUUUGUUUAUCCAGCAGGAACAGGAUUAAAAAAGCUAAAAUACGGGCGUGUUUGCGGUGGAGUGGAGAUGAUAAUCAGUGCGGUUUAUCGGAAGCAACACCGAUUUUCCAUAUCCUCGCACACGCUCGACAACUCCAAGACGACAUUUUUUAACCACCAUAAGAAGAAAAGGAGUUGAUCCUGAAAAUAUGUUUCACAAUCUAGAGCAUAACACUCUCCUACUAUGAGAGUGUAAAACAAACGAAACGGAAACGUGUAUUUAGAUUGAAACUGUUGCAAACAAUCCGUGUUUUGUUGUGAGAGGAAGCUUUAAACGAAAAAAACAUCCUGCUACCAUUUACUAUCUACAACAAAUACCUACUACCUUACCGAUACCAUAAAAUUACUUUUAUUGAUAAGUUACAAACUGGAACCAACCAACCUGUUAGACACAAAUGAGAGCUCCCACGCGUUAUGCCCUGUUGGACAGCAAUAUAUGGGCUCGGCGCUGGGAGAACAGAGCAGAGAAAGGGCACACCCCGCGAAUAAGAUCAUAACCCGGGGAUUGUGUAUAUCUAUCGAAAAUAAUGACAAUGACGAACAUCAUCAAGAGAAACACGAGAGAGAACGACCGGAAAAUACAUUCAAUGAAAAAUAUGAAAAUAAAAAAGAGAAAAUAGAAGAAA
Anopheles nili is the source of this 4308-nucleotide messenger RNA. RefSeq names its product V-type proton ATPase 16 kDa proteolipid subunit c (gene Vha16-1). Bases 171 to 644 code for a protein of 157 amino acids. Lineage: Eukaryota; Metazoa; Arthropoda; Insecta; Diptera; Culicidae. Gene Ontology annotation, molecular function: proton-transporting ATPase activity, rotational mechanism. The record is from RefSeq and is a predicted model, not a curated record. Gene Ontology annotation, biological process: proton transmembrane transport. Gene Ontology annotation, cellular component: proton-transporting V-type ATPase, V0 domain. The transcript has 3 exons.